AUGUUACGAAAGAAGACCAGAAAUCAUAGAGAUAGUUCUAAGAGACAAUCCAUGUUUAUGGAGACUAUGGUUAAUUCCUUUAGUUUACAUCAGGAUAAAACUGAGAAUAAUCAAACACCUUUAGAUUACAUUUCUGAUCCAAUUCCAAUAGAUACUUCAGCAGUUCCAGUUAGAUUAUCUAGCAGGAGAGAAAUUUCAUCUAGAUCAUCGGAGGCACGGGCUAAGAUGUUGAAGAGAAGUAGUAUGAUGCUAGAUGGUAAUAUUAUUAGAGAUUAUAAUCUUGCAGUUAAAGGAUUGAGUGCACAACAUUUAGUAAACGAUGAACAGAAUACAACUAGAAGUGAUUCAGAGACAUCAAUAGCAUCAAAUCGGAGCGCUACAUCAUCACUUUUCUCUAAUGGUAAUUCUACUAAUUUACGUGAUUUAUUGUAUGAAGAAUUAGAUACAAUACAAUUGACUAAUAAUAAUAAAAAUAAUAAAUCACGUACAGGAUCUCUACAAGGUACUAAAGCACUAUUUAUGAUUGAGGAUAAUAUGAGAGACAAUGGAUCGUGGCUGGACCCACAAGAAAUUGGUAUUAGUGUAUCCUCUAAUGAAAGUACCCCUGAACUAAAUCGUUUGAACAACAACAAAUUCUCUAGAACUGUUCUAGAUUUCAUUUAA
Maudiozyma saulgeensis is the source of this 663-nucleotide messenger RNA. The record is from the annotation of a GenBank genome assembly. NCBI's taxonomy places the organism in Eukaryota, Fungi, Ascomycota, Saccharomycetes, Saccharomycetales, Saccharomycetaceae.